CACCCCGGGGCGACAGAAAGCUUCAUGUCCCGGCAGGUCUCAGAUAUUUGAACCCUCUGCUGCACAGAACAUGAGGAACGCAGACUACAGUGAACGUCACAUGAAACCAGACCGUAGCAUCGCAGACUGUAAGGUUUUUAUUUCAAUUGUUCGCCCACACAUUUCAAAGUCAGGUUGUCGGUCCGGUCUCGUGGUACUCACAUACCAGUCUUCUUCUGUCCUUUAAUUGUAGUCCUGUAGCGAGACUCGGGAGUGGCUUUCGGUGACCUGAGGGUGCGCCCUGAGCGGCUCACAAACACACACACCGACACACACACACACACCGACACACACACACACACACACACACACACACACACACACACACACAUCGGCUGCGCAAUGAUCGAGGCUGCGCGCAUAGGUGGAUGUGGGACAAUGGGUGUGUAGCGACAGAGGAGACAAAACAACAAAACAAACAGUCUCUCCUGGACUACUUUUAUUCUAUCUGUAAGAAAUAAAAUGACUAAGCGAGUCAGACCCGGAUAUUACCGCCAAGAAGUGAACAAAACGUCAUGGGAAGUACCGGAGCGGUACCGGGAGCUGAAGCAGGUGGGGACCGGAGCGUACGGGACGGUGUGCUCAGCAGUCGACGUCAGAUCAGGAAGCAAAGUGGCCAUCAAGAAGCUGUACAGACCUUUCCAGUCGGAGCUGUUUGCCAAGCGAGCGUUCAGAGAGCUGAAGCUGCUAAAACAUAUGAAACAUGAGAAUGUGAUCGGCCUGUUGGACGUGUUUACCGCUGACCUCUCUGUCGACAUGUUCAAUGACUUUUACCUGGUGAUGCCGUUCAUGGGGACGGAUCUGGGGAAGUUGAUGAGGCUGCAGCGGCUGUCGGAGGAAAAGAUUCAGUAUUUGGUUUAUCAGACGCUCAAAGGCCUGAAGUAUAUUCAUUCUGCCGGGAUAAUCCACAGGGACCUCAAACCAGGAAACCUCGCUGUCAAUCAAGACUGUGAGCUCAAGAUCUUGGACUUUGGUUUGGCGCGGCAGGCGGACAGCGAGAUGACGGGCUAUGUGGUGACUCGCUGGUACAGAGCCCCGGAGGUCAUCCUGAGCUGGAUGCACUACACUCAGACCGUGGAUAUCUGGUCAGUGGGCUGCAUCAUGGCUGAGAUGCUGCAAGGAAAACCUCUUUUUAAAGGCAGCGACCAUCUAGAUCAACUCUCUGAGAUCAUGAAGAUCACAGGAACACCGACGCAGGAAUUUAUAUCCAAACUAGAAUCUGAGGACGCGAAAAGCUACCUCAAAAGUCUUUCAAAAGAGGAAAAGAAAGACCUCCACAAGGUGUUUUCCUCGACUAACCCACAAGCCGUGUCUGUGCUGGAGCGCAUGUUACUGCUGGAUCCGGAGCAGAGGGUGACGGCUGCAGAGGCGCUCUCGCUGCCGUACUUCAAAGAGUUCAGAGAACCAGAGGAGGAGACGGAGGCUCAGCCGUACGACCACUCGAUAGACAACACUGACAUGCAGCUGAAUUUGUGGAAACGUCACACCUUCACAGAGAUCCUGACCUUCAAACCCGUAAUGCCUGAAUCAAAAGAAACCUCGCUGUGAGACAUGAGGAGAGCACAGCACCAGAACAUGUCUUUGUCAUAACAUGUCAUUCCUAACAGGGCUCAAACUCUUUGAUCACCAGUCUUAAUAAAGCCAACAGAUCCAGUUUACAAUUCUCUAAAA
Labrus bergylta (ballan wrasse) is the source of this 1710-nucleotide messenger RNA. It is a transcript of the gene mapk12a, whose product is annotated as mitogen-activated protein kinase 12a. Lineage: Eukaryota; Metazoa; Chordata; Actinopteri; Labriformes; Labridae. Gene Ontology annotation, biological process: protein phosphorylation; intracellular signal transduction. The record is from RefSeq and is a predicted model, not a curated record. Gene Ontology annotation, molecular function: MAP kinase activity; ATP binding. Gene Ontology annotation, cellular component: cytoplasm; nucleus.